GACAUGCAGCAUGCAACAGGACUCCGAGAGCAGAAAACACACUUCAGACAACACGCAAACGCAGGAGGAUUCUUACGCAUAAAGAGGAUUGACAUUUGAAAUGCACUCAGGAUGCAACCAGAUAGCAGCAAACUGAACUGAUUGCACGGAUAACCGCUGAACUUUAGAUCUGAAAAGCUUCAUUGUGGAGUAAAUAAAGUCUGUGACGCACCAUGUUGUGCUUUCACGGAUUGAUGCAAGCAUGCACCUAAUUUGAGUUUGUGGGCAAAAUGGAGAGGAGCAUCGUUCCUGUCGCGUUUCUGUCGUUUGUGAUGAUGCUGGAGGCGCAGAUGGUUUGCUGGCACGCGCUGAUGCGAUGUCAUGAAGAGCGUGAUUGUGAGCUCGCAUAUAACCAGUAUUUGACGGCAUGCGAUGGGAUCAUCCGAGGAAGCAGACGCCAGUGUCCAAGCCACUGCAUCAGCGCGCUCAUCCGCCUCAACCAGACCACAGACGGCCCGUUACUAGAGACCUGUGACUGCGGGACCGACCCCGAGUGUCUGCGGGCCAAGCGCGCCGUGGAGCCCUGUCUGCCGCGGACACAUCCGGGUGAUGCCGAGGGGAUCGGAUGCACCGAAGCGCGCCAGCGGUGUGAAGACGAGCCCAGCUGUCAAUCAUCUCUCACCGCGUAUCUGUCCCGCUGCGGACAGCUGUUUAACGGGAGGAAGUGUUCGUCUCGGUGCAGAUCCACCAUCGAGGAGCUGCUGUUGAAGCCCAGUGGUGUGCUGCUCAAUCAGUGCGUGUGUGACGGUGUCGAGAGGCCGUUCUGUGAGGUGGUCAAACAGAAUAUGGUCAAACUGUGUUCGAUUGGAGUCAACAGCGUCUCCAUGGACCACGAUGGCACAGACGAUGCAUACGAGGACGAGGAAUACGAGGCGAGACCGACUGAUGCUGAUGCAGUGAUGUCUCUAACACGCGCUUUGACUCUUUCUCAACACGUGGUUUUGCUGUGCAUUGCAUUUGCUCUGGCGUUCACACUUUAAAGUGACGGAUUGAACAUCUGUGACCCUGGAGCACAAAACCG
Messenger RNA from Carassius carassius (crucian carp), 1060 nucleotides. RefSeq names its product growth arrest-specific protein 1-like. NCBI's taxonomy places the organism in Eukaryota, Metazoa, Chordata, Actinopteri, Cypriniformes, Cyprinidae. The transcript has a single exon. The record is from RefSeq and is a predicted model, not a curated record. Bases 270 to 1019 code for a protein of 249 amino acids. Gene Ontology annotation, biological process: regulation of cell cycle.